Messenger RNA from Aspergillus welwitschiae, 1301 nucleotides. RefSeq names its product FAD-dependent oxidoreductase. The transcript has a single exon. Bases 1 to 1212 code for a protein of 403 amino acids. Gene Ontology annotation, molecular function: FAD binding. The record is from RefSeq and is a predicted model, not a curated record. NCBI's taxonomy places the organism in Eukaryota, Fungi, Ascomycota, Eurotiomycetes, Eurotiales, Aspergillaceae.
AUGGGGGAACACGUUGAGCCCGAAAAGCGCCCCACAAUCGCAAUAGUCGGGGCCGGACCAGGAGGCUUGACUUUGGCUCGACUACUCUACCUAGCCAAUAUCCCCUUCACUAUCUUCGAAUCCGACAAGUCACGAGAGACUCGCCGUGUGACCGGGGGUGUUCUUGACCUUCAUUCGCAAACGGGACAGCGUGCUAUCCGUGAAGCAGGACUCUGGGAUAUUUAUCAGAAGCAUGCCUCAUACGACGCCGAGGAGCUAGUUAUCACCGAUUACAAAAAUGUAGUCUUCUACAACUCCAAUGGUGCCAGCAGAGGAAGACCCGAGAUUGAUCGGCCGGUUUUACGCGAUAUUUUACUCAAUUCAGUACCGAAUGACUGCAUCCGCUGGGACCAUCAUCUCAAGCACGUUGGCGAUGACGGAACACUGCAUUUCACCCACGGUGUCGAAACGGGGUUUGAUCUUGUCAUCGGCGCCGACGGAGCGUGGUCCAAAGUGCGCCAGGCGUUGAGUACAAUUUCGCCAUUCUAUUCAGGAGUGGUUUGCCUUGAGCUUUGGAUUGUUCAGCCGGAUAAAAUUGACCCCGAUAUGAACCGCAUGCUUGGACGCGGUUCGUACCUUUCGUAUGGAAGUGACGACAAUGUACUCCAUACACAACGCCAGGGAGAUGGUUCACUUCGCACCUAUGCUUACAUGCGCCGUCCGGAAUCGUGGCUGAGGGACCGUGCUAUUGAUUUGAAUAAUCGUGAUGCAGUGAAGGAACUUCUGCUCAAAGAAUACGAAACGUGGUGCCCCGAGCUGAAGAGUCUCAUCUACAACUGUAACGGCACCGUUAUCAAUCGGCCACUCUAUAUGCUGCCAGUUGGCAUUCGUUGGCGACACAAACGGCAUCUCACCCUGUUGGGAGAUGCCGCCCAUGUCAUGACGCCAUUCGCAGGCGAAGGUGUCAAUACCGCAAUGUAUGAUGCCUUGGAGUUAGCACAUGCAAUUAUCCACAAUCAAUACACUCUAGAUACUGCGAUUGUGCAGUAUGAAAAGAAGUUGUUCGCUCGUGCCGCAAGAGUGCAGCAAGUCACCUGGGAGGAACUGCUUAGUACGUUUGAGGAAGAUGCUGGACGGCAUUUGGCAGAGCGAUAUGACUAUAUAGUCGCACUGGGUGAGAAAGGAAUGACUGCUAAGUUGGGCCUAGGUGCCGAUAACUCUGCCGAAAAUUAAGAUUCGUUAUUUCUCCUAUUGUGAAGAGCGGUGUGACAAGAGUGUAGUCUUCCAGAAAAGAGUGCAUUCCGCAGCGAAUACUGAGAAUG